Molecule: messenger RNA, 2351 nt
Organism: Hydractinia symbiolongicarpus
Lineage: Eukaryota; Metazoa; Cnidaria; Hydrozoa; Anthoathecata; Hydractiniidae
Product: xaa-Pro dipeptidase-like
Exons: 16
Coding region: 115-1569 (484 amino acids)
Molecular function (GO): manganese ion binding; metalloaminopeptidase activity
Source: RefSeq, a predicted model, not a curated record
AGGAUUACAUGAAUUUGUCAGGUGACCAGAGUUAACUUCUUUUCCGAGAAUUUUUGGACAAAGUGAAGGUGCAAAAGUGCAGCCAAAACAGCAACAGAGAGAAAAGAUACAGAAAUGGCAGAGGCGAAUUUUCACCUUGGUCUUCAAACCAUGAAAGUACCAAUGUCUUUACAUGCUGAAAACAGAAAAAGAUUGGUGACAGAGCUUCAAUCCAAAGCUGCAGGCUCUAUUGUCCUGAUCCAAGGUGGAGAGUCUGAGACAUUGCAUAGUACAGACAGAGAACGUCUGUUUCGACAAGAGUCAUAUUUUCACUGGUUGUUUGGUGUGAAAGAACCUGACUGUUAUGGUGCAAUAGACAUCAACACAGGAAAAUCUAUUUUGUUUGUUCCAAAGCUUCCAGAAUCGUAUCUUGUGUGGAUGGGAAAAAUACAUCCAUGUGAACAUUUUAAAGAAUUGUAUUCUGUCGAUGAAGUUCACUACACUCAUCAGAUAGCAUCAAAACUCGAAAAACUUAAACCAAAAUCACUGCUAACUUUGCACGGUCUAAAUACAGAUAGUGGAAAUCACACAAGAGAAGCUGCAUUUGAUGGAAUUAGUGAGUUUACAGUAAAUAAUGAAAUAUUAUUUCCCAUCAUCACAGAACUUCGUGUGAUAAAGACAGCAAAAGAAAUCGAUGUUAUAGAGUAUGCAAACAAAAUCAGUAGUGAAGCACAUAAAGAGAUCAUGACGCAUAUCAGGCCAGGAAUGAAAGAAUAUCAGUUGGAAAGUUUAUUUCAACACUAUGUAUAUGCAAGAGGUGGCUGCCGCCAUGUUUGUUAUACAUGCAUUGCUGCUAGUGGAGAUAACGCUUCUACAUUACAUUAUGGACAUGCUGGUGCUCCAAAUGAUAAAACCAUUGAUGAUGGCGAUAUGUGUUUAUUCGAUAUGGGUGGUGAAUAUUAUUGCUACACGUCAGAUAUAACUUGCUCAUUCCCCGCCAAUGGCGUGUUUACGGAACAACAAAAGGGUAUUUAUGAAGCUGUGUUGAAAUCAAACAGAGCAGUAAUGGAGGCUUGUAAGCCUGAUGUGAGUUGGGUUGAUAUGCAUUUGUUAGCUGAUCGCAUUCAGUUGGAAGAGUUGAAGAAACUUGGUAUUUUGCAGGGUGAUGUGGAAGAAAUGAUGAAAGUCAGGUUAGGUGCACUGUUCAUGCCACAUGGAUUGGGACACUUUCUUGGUUUAGACGUUCAUGAUGUUGGUGGUUACCUGGGAGUUGAACGCAAAAAAGAAGAUGGAUUGAAGAGUCUUCGUACAACUCGAAAUCUAAAAGAAAACAUGGUUUUAACUAUUGAACCUGGAAUUUACUUUAUUGAAGCUAUCAUCAGACAAGCUUUAAAUGAUCCUACGCGAGCAUGUUUCAUCGUGCAAGAAGCAGUGGAACAAUACUACGGAUUUGGCGGGGUUCGAAUUGAGGAUGAUAUCGUCAUCACUGAAACUGGUUGUAGAUUGUUAACUGAUGUUCCACGUACUGUUGAAGAAAUCGAGACGCAUAUGGCUGCAGGUCGAAAUGCGAAUGAAAAGGUUCUUUUAUAACGAGCUGACGUAUUCUUUUUAUGCCAUGUUGUCGAAAUCUUGUACUGUUACAGACACAAAAAAAACCAGCAACUUGAUCACAAUUAUAUCCUACAAUAUAAUUAAUAUUUUCCAAAUCAAAAUUUUCUAUAUUACGUUUUUACGAUGAUGCAAAAAAAGUAAGAUUAAUUUUGAACCGCGAAAAUUUUUCCCCCGAUAUGUGCCAAUUUUAAAUGGUCUCUAAGAAUUUUGCAGCUGCAAGACAAAAUGUAUUGAAAGCUAGUGGGUGGAAAUUUUUUCCCAAACACUUUUUUUCCUUAAAGCAUAUACUACAGACACAAAAAUUGAUUAUCAUACGAUAUAUUUUUUCGAAUCUAAAAUUUUAUGUAACGUGUUCUAGCAAAUUCACAACCUUGGUCCCAGGACCUGUUGUCUUUUUGCAUAUCGGACGGCGAGACGAACAUAAAUAAGCGCAGCGCCAAUGAGAGACAAAAAGGCCCUGGGAACGAAGACGUGGGAAUUCGUUUAUCAAAUAAGUUGAUGAAAUAGUUUUCUGGAAAUAUAAAAAAGCAGUAAUAUAUAUUACCAACAAAAGCUGUCUUUAAAUGUUUGAAUAUUACCUUGUCGUUGUUUUUGUUUUGAAAAAAAAUUACUAAGCAUUCGAGUGCAUAUCUCGUUCUCUUGGAUUUAUCGAAACAAAUUUUGUAUACUUUUUAGAAUUAUAAUAUAAAUUUAAUUGAGAAUGUACGUAAAGAGAAUUUUAGUUUUGAUUUUUUAGUUGGUGACGAAAAGUAAUUAGACAA